Pistacia vera is the source of this 1898-nucleotide messenger RNA. RefSeq names its product tRNA pseudouridine synthase A. NCBI's taxonomy places the organism in Eukaryota, Viridiplantae, Streptophyta, Magnoliopsida, Sapindales, Anacardiaceae. The record is from RefSeq and is a predicted model, not a curated record. Gene Ontology annotation, biological process: tRNA pseudouridine synthesis. Gene Ontology annotation, molecular function: pseudouridine synthase activity; RNA binding. The transcript is spliced from 2 exons. Bases 256 to 1548 code for a protein of 430 amino acids.
AAAGUGCUUACGCAGUAACCCCUUACGGCGGCGACACCACCGGCAAUUCAUGAUUAAAAGGCGUUUUAAGUUUGUGUGUGUGCAUUUAUCAUUUUGCUACCCACUAAGCAUGAUGUGGUUAGACUUAUAGAAAAAGAAUUCAUUCUGGGCUAUUUUGCUUCUCGAAGUAAGGAUUUCUUCUGUGGCGGUGGCUGGCAGCUAUGUUGUAGUGGUAGAGAUUUGGCGAGUUUACAAUUGCAAAACAACAAAAGGGUUAUGAUAAAAUCGUUUCCGGCUGUGAUUGUCAGUAAACAGUUUCGAAAGUAUUCGAUGGAAAACCAAAGUCACGUAAAAAAUAAGGUUUAUGUUCACUAUAACCAUACUGACUCUUGUAAGUUCGCUAGGUGGACUGCCAGGGAAAGCUACGAUUUUAUGUAUGCAAGGCCCUGGCAACAUGUUGUUGAUUUCUAUUCUGAUAUAGUUAAUGGCCGCUUGUUGCUAUCGGACUUGUUUGGAACUGAGAGAGCAUGUUUUAGUCAUGAUGAUAAGGAAAUUCUGGAGGUUGAAGUGGAGAGUGAUGGAACUGAAGUCCGGUCUGGGAGAUGGGCAAGAGUAACAUUUAAAAUACUUGUUUCGUAUCAUGGAGGUUCAUUUGAUGGUUGGCAAAAGCAGCCUGGUUUGAACACUGUUCAAGGUUUAGUGGAAACAUCUCUUGGGAGUUUUGUUGAUGAGAAGAAAGCGAAGUUGCUGAAAGAGAAGUGUAAACCAUUGGAAGGAUGUGCUAGUGUUGCUGGCCGCACGGACAAAGGGGUGUCAGCUCUUCAACAAGCGUGUUCUUUCUAUACUUGGAGAAAGGAUGUUAAACCUCGUGAUAUUGUAGAUGCAAUCAACUCUGCAUCACCAGGAAAAAUCAGGGUUGUUUCUGUUUCUGAGGUGUCACGUGCAUUCCAUCCUAAUUUCUCUGCCAAAUGGAGGCGGUAUUUGUAUAUUUUUCCUCUCAAUGAUGGAGAAAACAAGGAAGAAACCAGUGACAGUGAGGUAGAAGUUGACAAUUUUUAUUCAAAUAGAAUUUCUAAUGGAAAGGAUGAAAAUGUUGAGAACAAACUUAUUGAUGAUGAGGGAGUUGUUGAAACUGGAAAGAAACCAAGAAGGUUUGAAGUAAAACGUGUUAAUUUGCUCCUACAGCAAUUGGAAGGAAAGUUAUUAUCCUACAAGGUGUUUGCGCGUGACACUAAAGCCUCAAGAAACAUAGGUCCACCAACAGAGUGUUUCAUCUACCACGCACGAGCUGCAGAAGCCAGAUUACCUUGUUCUGUACAUGAUCAUGGGGAAGGAAGGAAAGUUAUGUGUGUUGAGCUGGUGGGAAAUCGCUUCCUACGCAAGAUGGUACGGGUGCUUGUGGCCACUUCGAUAAGGGAAGCAGCUGCAGGUGCAGAAGAAGAUGCAUUGCUGAAGCUGAUGGAUGCCACAUGUAGACGUGCCACUGCUCCACCAGCACCACCUGAUGGUCUCUGUCUUGUUGAUGUUGGAUAUACAGAAUUUGAUCCGGAAAAUACCCUCAUUGGAUAAGGUAUAAAUUUUUAUAGCUGUACUAAAUACUAGUCGUAGUAUCCCAUUCUUGAGCUGAUAAGAAUUAAAAGUGUAUUCCAGUCGAUGGUCAUGCAUCUAUCAUACAUAUAUGAUAGAAACUAACAUUUGAUUCAUUGUAUUCCUUUCAGAAAAAAAGUUCGAUUAUUUGUGCUAAGGAAAUACUUCUCGAAGUAUACUAGUGUAUAUGAGAGACUUUUAAGUGUAAAAUUACUAGGACUAUACUAGUACUAGUAAUAAAUUCCAGUUGAGCUGGAUGCUCUUUAAAGUUUAAACCAAAUCAAUUCAACUGUUAUCACCAGUCUGGUAUCGUAUAGUUUGUCCCACUUUUA